CAUGCAGCCCACAAGACCCCCUUUUGGGGGCAGUGGUCCUGUCCGCAUGCCUCAUGGUGACUAUGUAUCGGAGUCUCCACUGCAGCCACGUGGGGUUGAAGAUGCUGUUUACAGUAGGGGAAGAGCUUUGCCUUCAGCUGGCAGGAUGCAGGCAGUUCCGGAGCCAUUACAUCGGCCAGCAGGACGUGGACAGGAGUCUUCCAGUCUACCUUCCAUGUUCCGAGGACUUGGUUUUGAGACCAUUCCUAGGCCUCUUUUAGGUCCAGGAGUUUUUGGCAGAGGAAUAUGCGACAUAGUGACCAAACCUGGUAUGGUGUUACCAGCACAGCAAAGCCCACAAUCCACAGUCGGGCCAGCCGGAGACAGCAAGGUGGAGAGGACAGUUUUGGGACGUGCCAGGAUACCCGGUCGUGGGGAAACUGGAAUGUCUCCUUUGGGGCUUGGAAGAGCAGCCGUCGGGCUUGGCAGGGCCUUUCCAAACUUCUCUUUCUUGAAUUCAAGAACACUGCAGCCAGCAUCACCUUUGGAGCAGCCCAAACAAGAGAUUCCUUCAACAGUGUCUGAUGAGCAGAUGGAGAAAAGGGAACCACUAAUAAAGCUAGGCUCAAAAGGGGUAACUGUCCCAUUGGCAUUGAACUUCAUUAAAAUACGCUGUCAAAAUGAAGCUGUCUACCAGUACCAUGUGACGUUCAGCCCUGAAGUGGAGUGCAGGAACAUGCGUUUUGGGAUGUUAAAAGAACAUAAAUCUGUGACAGGGGAUGUUACUGCAUUUGAUGGCUCUAUUCUUUACUUGCCUGUCAAGUUGUCUCAAACUGAAAUUCUAAAAUGUCAAAGGAAGACGGAUGGUGGGGAAGUCACUGUAAAGAUACAGAUGACCAAAAUUUUGGAGCCAAACUCGGACUUGUGUAUUCCAUUUUAUAAUGUUGUUUUCAGAAGGGUGAUGAGGAUUUUAGAUAUGAAGCUGGUUGGAAGGAAUUUCUUUGACCCUACCAGCACUACUGUGAUGCAACAGUAUAGAUUGCAGAUAUGGCCCGGCUAUGCAACCAGUAUCCGGAGGACAGACGGAGGGCUGUUUCUGCUGGCAGAUGUUGUUCACAAAAUUAUUAGGAAUGAUUCAGUCCUGGAUUUCAUGCAUGCAAUUUACCAGCAAAGUCGAGAGAAUUUCCAGGAUGCGUGUAUGAAGCAGCUUGUUGGCAAUAUUGUCAUAACUCGAUAUAAUAACAAUACUUACCGUAUUGACGACAUUGACUGGAACAAGACACCCAAGGAUAGUUUUACCAUGUCUGAUGGCAACAAGAUCACGUUUCUAGAGUAUUACAGUAAAAACUAUGGGAUAACCAUUAGGGAAGUCGACCAGCCACUGCUGAUUCACAGACCCAGGGAAAGGAAGAAUCCUCCAGGGAAGCUACCGAAGGGUGAGAUCCUGCUGGUGCCAGAGCUGUCUUUCUUGACUGGGAUUCCUGAGAAUAUGAAGAAAGAUUUCAGAAUCAUGAAGGAGCUUAGCCAGAAGAUCAACCUGAGCCCUAAGCAGCACCACAUUGCUCUGAGCCAGCUCCUGAGCAGGAUUGAGAAGAACGAAGCGGCGCGUAAUGAACUGUCACGGUGGGGACUUUAUUUGGACAAUGACAUUUGUAAGGCUGAAGGACGUGUUCUGCCCAUGGAAAGAAUCAACGUAAAGAAGAGCUCCUUCGUCACUACAGAUGAUCUCAACUGGACCAAAGAAGUCAGUAGAGAAGCCUGCAUUUCCUCUGUUCCGCUUCAUUUCUGGGCCCUGUUUUAUCCAAAGCGAACCAUGGAGCAAGCACGUGAACUGGUAAACAUGCUGCAGAAAGUCUCUGGUCCCCUUGGUAUACCAAUAAAUCCACCUGCUUGGUCGGAAUUGAAGGAUGACCGCAUAGAUACUUAUGUCAAGGCCAUCAAAUCAUUGCUUAGUAGACAGGAUUCCAUACAGUUGGUGGUUUGCAUUAUCACAGGGUCCAGAGAUGAUUUGUAUGGAGCCAUUAAAAAACUAUGCUGUGUGCAGUCUCCGGUCCCUUCCCAGGUUAUUAAUGUCCGAACCAUCACCACCCAGCCCAGCAAACUUAGAAGCAUAGCGACAAAAAUUCUGCUGCAGAUUAACUGCAAACUGGGUGGGGAACUCUGGGGUGUGGACAUCCCUUUGAAACAACUGAUGUUGAUUGGCAUGGAUGUGUACCAUGACGCCAGCAGAGGAAAGCAGUCGGUGGUCGGAUUUGUGGCAAGCAUCAACCAGACUUUGACAAAAUGGUACUCAAGGGUUGUCUUCCAAAUACCUCAGCAGGAAAUUGUGGACAGCCUGAAGGUUUGCCUCGUGGGUGCCUUGCAGAAGUUCCAUGAGGUCAACCACAGCCUCCCUGAAAAGAUAGUGGUUUACAGAGACGGGACUUCCGAUAGCCAGCUGAAGAUGGUAGAGAACUACGAAAUCCCACAGCUGGAGAAGUGCUUUGAAAUUUUUGACAAUUAUGACCCUAAAAUGGUAGUGUUUGUGGUUCAGAAGAGAAUCAGCACCAACAUCUACUCAGCAUACAGUGACAACUUCACAACUCCUCCUCCUGGCACGGUGGUUGACCACACAGUCACCAGCCGAGACUGGGUGGAUUUCUAUUUGCUGGCUCACUCUGUCCGACAAGGCUGCGGCAUCCCCACUCAUUAUGUCUGCGUAAGAAAUACGGCUAACCUCAGUCCUGAUCAUAUGCAGAGGCUGACUUUCAAGCUCUGUCACAUGUACUGGAACUGGCCGGGAACGAUCCGAGUGCCGGCCCCCUGCAAGUACGCUCACAAGCUGGCCUUUCUCGCGGGGCAGGUUCUGCACCACGAGCCGGCGAUGGAGCUCUGCGAGAAGCUCUUCUUCUUGUAACUCGUCCAGAAGUAACAGAGUUGGCUCUGAAUCGGCUGCAAGCCAUGAGUGGUGCAGAUCCUACAUGAGAAGGAAUUUGCUUCCUCAAAAGAGCGCCUCUUUUUUUUCCCUUUUUUUCUUUUGCCUGUAUUAUGCUGUCC
Molecule: messenger RNA, 3015 nt
Organism: Pogona vitticeps (central bearded dragon)
Lineage: Eukaryota; Metazoa; Chordata; Lepidosauria; Squamata; Agamidae
Source: RefSeq, a predicted model, not a curated record